Molecule: messenger RNA, 1906 nt
Organism: Phalaenopsis equestris
Lineage: Eukaryota; Viridiplantae; Streptophyta; Magnoliopsida; Asparagales; Orchidaceae
Product: putative pectinesterase/pectinesterase inhibitor 28
Biological process (GO): cell wall modification
Molecular function (GO): pectinesterase activity; pectinesterase inhibitor activity
Source: RefSeq, a predicted model, not a curated record
CAAUCCCAUCCUCCCACCUUCCAUGCAAUCUUCCAUUGCCUGGUAGGGGAAGCUAGCUCCUCUCCAUUUCGAACACGUAGAACCACUUUUUUUAGGAAUGGCCGUCGGCAAGAAAGGAACUAUUAUUGGCGGCUCUGUCAUCCUACUCAUCGCCGUUGUUGCCACUGUCGUCGUCGUCGUCACUCACAAUGGCUUCGCAUCCAAAUCCGCGGCUCCGGGAGGUCGGAAUGGCGACACCCUUCAGAGCACAUCGCGAUCAGUCCAAGCCAUAUGCGAGCCCACCGAUUACCGUGAGAUCUGCGAGUCGGCUCUUUCGAAAGUUGCCAAUGAUAGCACUGAUCUCAGGCAGCUCAUCAAGCUCUCCUUCAAGGUAGCCACAGACCAUCUCCGCCAAGCCUUCCAGCAAUCCAAACUCCUCUCUACAGCAGCGCGCGAUCCCCGCACGAAGGACGCCCUCAAAACCUGCCGCGAGCUAAUGGAAUACGCCAUCGAGGACAUCAAGACCACCUUCAACAAAUUCGACAGCUUCAACACGUCCAACCCCGCCAAAGCCGUCGACGAGCUCAAGCUCUGGCUCGACUCUGCCGCCACCUACCAAGAGACAUGCCUGGACGGCUUCGAGAACACGACCGGCGACACCGCAGCCGGCAUGCGCAAGGCCCUCAAUUACUCCAUGGCGCUCACCGACAACGCGCUAGCGAUCGUUGGCCAGCUCGCGGAGUUCGUGGAUGAUUUGAGACUGCCUGACGUGUUCAGCCGGCGGCUGCUAUCGGAGGAAGAGGUGAAGGAAAAUGAGUUCCCGGGUUGGGUUAGUGCUGAUCGGAGGAGGUUGCUGUCGAUUCCACCGUCUGGGAUUAAGCCUGACGUGGUGGUGGCGCUGGAUGGCAGUGGUGAUUUCUCGAGCAUUAAUUCAGCGCUGGGCGUGGCGCCAAUUAAGAGCCAGAAGCCAUUCGUGAUAUAUGUGAAGAAUGGAGUGUAUAAGGAGAAGGUGACAGUGUAUAGGAAUCGGACUAACAUAGUCGUGGUGGGCGACGGCGCAACGCAGACUGUGGUUACGGGAAGCCUCAACUUCAUUGAUGGUGUCGGGACUUUCAAGACAGCCAGCUUCGUGGUAAUGGGGGAGGGAUUCAUGGCACGGGACAUAGGCUUCCAGAACACCGCCGGUCCUGCCAAACACCAAGCAGUCGCCCUUCUCGUCCAGGCCGACCGCUCCGUCUUCUACCGCUGCCGAAUGGACGCCUAUCAGGACACCCUCUACGUCCACACCCUCCGCCAAUUCUACCGCGAAUGCACCAUCUCCGGCACCAUUGACUUUAUUUUCGGCGACGCAAAGGCCAUCUUCCAAAACUGCCAAAUCCUCGUCCGAAAACCCCUCGACAACCAGCAGAACAUCGUCACCGCACAAGGCCGCAAGUCCCGACAAUCCGCGACCGCCAUCAUACUCCAUAACUGCACCAUCACCGCCGACCCGUCUUUCCCCCCUGCUCUCCUCCUCCACUCCAAGAACCCAACCUACCUCGGCAGGCCGUGGAAGGCGUUUUCUAGGACGUUUGUAAUCCAGUCCUUUAUAGAUACGCUCGUAAAUCCUAAUGGGUGGCUGCCUUGGCUUGGGGAUUUUGGACUGAGGACGUGCUUCUAUACGGAGGUGGAGAACAGGGGGCCAGGGGCGGAUAAGAGCAGGAGGGUUAAGUGGAAGGGGGUGAAGAACAUUAGUUAUGCGCAUGCGCAGAAGUUCACAGUUGAGUAUUUUCUGUGGGGGAAUGAUUGGCUUCCUUUGACCCAAGUUCCUUACAUUCCAGCUUUGUUGCCCCAGUCCGAGCCAGGAAGGAUACGUUGAUGACGGAUUUCUUGUUCUCUUCAGAUAAACAUGUUCUUUUCUUCCAUAAAAUAGAUGAAAGCUAUAAUC